CUUUAAGGAUAGGAUAGUUUUACCUGGAAAAUAGUGACACCAUCGAUCAUUUACGUGACCCACUUUUUUUUAUUUUUUAUUUUUUAUUUUUAUCUUCCUGAAUACGUAGGAGUUUAGGACUCAAAACAGCUUCUGUUUUUGUGUUGAAAACGCUGACACACUACGCUUCUUCUUUGACUCUCUAAACCAAUAUAAAUUGGCGUAUCCUUUGCUUCACUUCACUUACUCUCCAUAUUGCUUUUCUUUCUUCAAAUGGAGAAGCUUCAUCAUUUUGUCUUCAUUCUCUUAUUCCUAGUCCUUGUUCAUAGAGGAAAGGUAUUAGCUUUGAAGAGCCAAGAUGGAUCAGAGGAAUGGGGAUACGUACAAGUCAGACCCAAAGCCCACAUGUUUUGGUGGCUUUACAGAAGUCCCUAUAGAGUGGAAGACCCCUCUAAGCCAUGGCCAAUUGUUCUAUGGUUGCAAGGAGGACCUGGUGCUUCAGGAGUUGGGAUUGGAAAUUUUGAGGAGGUUGGGCCUUUGGACACAAGCUUGAAGCCACGCAAUUCCACAUGGUUGAGAAAAGCAGAUCUCUUGUUUGUGGACAAUCCAGUUGGAACGGGGUACAGUUUUGUGGAGGACAAAAAGCUCUUUGUGAAAACAGAUGAGGAAGCAGGCACUGACUUGACUACAUUGUUGAUUGAGAUAUUCAAUGGGGAUGAGAAACUGCAAAAGAGCCCUCUGUUCAUUGUGGCAGAGUCAUAUGGCGGCAAAUAUGCUGUCACUCUUGCGUUAUCUGCUCUCAAAGCUAUAGAAGAGGGGAAAUUGAAGCUUAUACUUGGAGGUGUGGCAUUAGGAGACAGUUGGAUCUCCCCAGAAGAUUUUGUGUUCUCAUGGGGUCCUCUCCUCAAAGACCUCUCAAGACUUGAUGAUAAUGGACUGCAAAAAUCAAACAGUAUAGCUGAGAGGAUCAAGCAGCAACUUGAGGAGGGUAAAUUUGUUGAUGCCACCAACUCAUGGAGUGAACUUGAGUCAGUGAUUUCUGCUAGCAGCAACAAUGUGGACUUCUACAAUUUUUUGGAAGAUGAAGGAAGUAAUGACUUAUCAGCAAUGGAGUUGGGGUUAUACAAAGAAAUAUCGAUGAAGAGGUACUCAAGGUAUCUUACUUUCUUGAGGUCAAGGUCAACUCCUGGUGGUGAUAAUGAUCUUGACGAGUUACUAAACGGUGCCAUAAAGAAAAAGUUGAAGAUCAUCCCUGAGAAUGUCACAUGGGGAGGGCAGUCAAAUGAUGUUUUUACAUACCUUGAAGGUGAUUUUAUGAAACCAAGAAUUAAUGAGGUUGAUGAACUGCUGGCAAAAGGAGUCAAUGUGACUGUGUACAAUGGACAAGUUGAUCUGAUUUGUGCAACCAAGGGGACUGAAGCUUGGGUUAACAAAUUAAAGUGGGAAGGGCUUAAAAAUUUCUUGGGGAAAGACAGAACACCCCUCUACUGUGGAAGUGACAAAUCGACGACCAAAGGCUUUGUUAAGUCAUACAAAAACCUUUACUUCUAUUGGAUCCUCAAAGCUGGACAUUUUGUACCCACUGAUCAACCUUGCGUCGCACUAGACAUGGUGGGUGCAUUUACACACUCACCAGCUACAUGACAUUUCCAUACAAAACCAAAUAAAAACACUAGUCUUUGGAAGAUGAAGCAGCAACGUUCAAGAGUCAACAACACAAACUGGAACAGGAUCAAGCACUCAACAGCAAUAAAAAUGACUCAUCAAAGUGAUCCAUGCUAUUCAUUGUUUGCUUUACCAUUCCAUUCUUUUAGAAUGUCAUAAUUAAUCAUAUAUAUAUACUUUUUUUUUAUCUUACAAAGUCUGUGCCUUCAUUA
Cajanus cajan (pigeon pea) is the source of this 1856-nucleotide messenger RNA. RefSeq names its product serine carboxypeptidase-like 51. Gene Ontology annotation, biological process: proteolysis. Gene Ontology annotation, molecular function: serine-type carboxypeptidase activity. NCBI's taxonomy places the organism in Eukaryota, Viridiplantae, Streptophyta, Magnoliopsida, Fabales, Fabaceae. The record is from RefSeq and is a predicted model, not a curated record.